AUGACAGUCAACAGACUCACCAACAAGAACAUCCUCUUGAUCGGCGGAACAUCAGGCAUUGGGUUCGCCGUUGCCAAACAAGCACUCGCAUCUGGUGCAAACAUAACAAUCAGUUCCUCCUCCAAGGAGAGAGUAUCCCAAGCGGUUCAAGAUCUCCAAGCCAGCAAUCCAGCUCGCGCAUCAUCAAUCCGGAGCCAGGUGACCGAUCUCUCUAUUCGAGAGAAUCUCGAAAACACAAUCGAGUCUCUCCUGAAAUUCAGCGCCGAGAUCUCCCCAAUCGAUCAUGUUGUGUUCACAGCUGGGAACGUUCCUCCACUUGUGUCUCUCCCAGAAGCCUCCUUCGACGAUGUUGAAGCUUUCUUGACGGUUCGCUUCUUCGGUGCAAUGGCUGUAGCUAAAUACGCACCUCGAUAUAUGAACCCCAGCAAAUCCUCAUCAAUCACCUUGACAUCGGGUUCACAAAGUCAAAAGCCGACUGCUUGGUUACCACCUGCUAUUUGUGGGGCAAUUGAGGGUCUAAUGAAAGGGUUGGCUGUUACUUUAUCACCUAUCCGUGUGAAUGUCGUUUCGCCAGGGUUUGUCUUGACAGGUUUGAUUGAUAGAUUGCCAGAGGAGAUGAGAAAUGGAUUGAUUGAGAAAUCUAUGAAGCAGUCGUUGACGAAGGAUAUUGGGUAUCCAGAAGAUGCAGCCGAGGCAUACUUGUAUCUUAUGAAGGAUCAUUUUGUGACGGGUGCUACCAUCGCUACUAAUGGAGGUGUGUUUUUAGUUUAG
This is a messenger RNA of Penicillium malachiteum, 771 nucleotides long. RefSeq lists its product as uncharacterized. NCBI's taxonomy places the organism in Eukaryota, Fungi, Ascomycota, Eurotiomycetes, Eurotiales, Aspergillaceae. Bases 1 to 771 code for a protein of 256 amino acids. The record is from RefSeq and is a predicted model, not a curated record. The transcript has a single exon. Gene Ontology annotation, molecular function: oxidoreductase activity.